This is a messenger RNA of Oreochromis niloticus (Nile tilapia), 5314 nucleotides long. RefSeq names its product oxysterol-binding protein 1. Gene Ontology annotation, molecular function: sterol binding. The record is from RefSeq and is a predicted model, not a curated record. Gene Ontology annotation, cellular component: plasma membrane; perinuclear endoplasmic reticulum; cytosol. The transcript is spliced from 18 exons. NCBI's taxonomy places the organism in Eukaryota, Metazoa, Chordata, Actinopteri, Cichliformes, Cichlidae. Bases 210 to 2585 code for a protein of 791 amino acids.
UUACAUUAAGUUAUGCACCGGAUGGAUGCAUAGUGAGAGGGCUGCACGGUUUAAAACGAUAAUUGUCAACGUCUGCGGCGUGUCAGCUUUUCCAAAGCUUCCUGUUGUUUAGCUAACCGCAAGCUUAGUGACAGCGGGCACAGUUUUAAGUAGCUUUGAUGUGGUAUUCGGGCCUGUAACAUCACUCAGUGAAAGCACAGGCUGUUGUGAUGUCAGAGGCAAAGUCCCCUACUCCGACCCCUGGAGACACAUACAAGGGUUGGCUCUUCAAAUGGACAAACUACAUAAAAGGUUACCAAAGACGCUGGUUUGUUCUCAGCAAUGGCUUGCUUUCUUACUACAGGACUCAGGCUGAGAUGGGUCACACAUGCAGAGGCACCAUUAACUUGGCCACAGCCAACAUUGCUGUGGAAGAUUCGUGCAAUUUUGUGAUUUCUAAUGGAGGGGCACAGACCUAUCACCUGAAGGCCAGCUCCGAAGUAGAGCGCCAGCGAUGGAUCACUGCUUUGGAACUUGCAAAGGCAAAGGCUGUCCAAAUGCAGGCGGAAUCUGAUGACUCAGGUGAUGAUUUCCCUGCAGUCUCGCCAAACUCAGGACAGGGCGGAGACUGCCGUAACACAGAAAUCCAGUCUACAUUACGCACACUCAACAGCAAAGUGGAGGAUCUUGCCACCUGCAAUGAUCUCAUUGUCAAGCAUGGGUCUGCUCUCCAAAGGUCUUUAUCAGAACUUGAAGGACUUCGUGUCGCAGUGGACAUGGGAGAAAAGGUCAAACAAGUCACAGAGAGAGCCACGCUGUUCCGAAUCACCUCCAAUGCCAUGAUCAACGCAUGUAGAGACUUCCUUUCCAUGGCUCAGAGCCACAGUAAGCGCUGGCAGAAGGCCUUACAGACUGAAAGAGAACAGAGGAUACGUCUGGAGGAGACUCUGGAGCAGUUAGCCAAACAGCACAACCACCUAGAAAGGGCUUUCAGAGGAGCAACAGUUCUCCCCCCGUCAUUCAGUAAUCCUGCCUUAGGAAACAAAGGGGCUGUUUCAGGGAAAGCCGAUGCCAGUGACGAGGAUGAUGACAAUGAGUUCUUUGAUGCUAUGGAGGAGCCAGCAGAGUUUAUUACUGUCCCCGCUGACCCCAAAUAUCACAGGAGAUCUGGUAGCAACAUCAGUGGGAUCAGCAGUGAGACUGGAACGGAUGAUCAGUCGGUAAAUUUUGAUGAACUUUCUUUGGCAUCUAACCCGGAGUCUCCACAGCCGCUGGAGCUGGAGCCAGUUAGGCAAAGGCGAACUCGUAUCCCGGACAAACCAAACUAUUACCUCAAUCUGUGGAGCAUCAUGAAGAAUUGUAUUGGAAAGGAGCUCUCAAAAAUACCAAUGCCUGUGAAUUUUAAUGAGCCCCUGUCAAUGUUGCAACGUCUGUCUGAAGACCUGGAGUACUACGAACUCCUUGAUAAGGCUGCCAAGUGUCAUAGCUCUCUAGAGCAGAUGUGUUAUGUGGCAGCCUUCACAGUGUCUUCCUACUCCACCACAGUCCACCGCACAGGAAAGCCCUUCAACCCUCUGCUCGGAGAAACCUUUGAGCUCGAUCGGCACAGAGAGUGCGGUUAUCGCUCUCUUUGUGAACAGGUCAGUCACCACCCACCUGCCGCAGCUCACCACGCCUUCUCUGAAAAGGGCUGGACCCUCAGACAGGAGAUAACACUAGCCAGCAAGUUUAGAGGGAAAUAUCUCUCUAUCAUGCCUUUGGGUUCUAUUCAGUGUAUAUUUGAAAAGAGCAACAAUCACUAUUCUUGGAAAAAAGUGACCACAACAGUUCACAACAUUAUUGUUGGGAAAUUGUGGAUCGAUCAGUCAGGAGAGAUAGACGUGGUGAACCACAAGACAGGAGAUCGCUGCCACCUCAAGUUCGCUCCCUACAGUUAUUUUUCCAGAGAUGUACCGAGAAAGGUAACAGGAGUCGUAACAGAUAAGGAUGGAAAAGCGCAUUAUGUCCUGUCAGGAACAUGGGAUGAGAAAAUGGAGUUUUCCAAAAUUAUGCAGAGCAGUAAAGGUGAAAACGGCACUGAAGGCAAACAGAGGACUGUGUAUCAGACACUCAAAGCCAAAGAAAUCUGGAGAAAGAACCCGUUACCGGAGGGAGCAGAGAACAUGUACUACUUCUCCUCUUUGGCUUUGACUCUCAAUGAACCCGAAGAGGGAGUUGCGCCAACAGACAGUCGGCGGCGACCUGACCAGCGGUUAAUGGAGGAAGGCCACUGGGACGAGGCCAACGCAGAGAAACAGCGUCUAGAAGAAAAACAACGCAGCGCCCGUCGAGAAAGAGAGAAAGAAGCAGUGAAAGCAGCCAGCUCACCUGAGGAAGCUGUCACUGAGGCUUCGAUCAAUGACUCGCCUUUGAAAACUGAUGCAAAAGAGCCUGGUCCCGCUUCAAGUGAGAUUUCUGAUGAAAGUGCCCAUCCAGACACCUACCAAGCACUGUGGUUUGAGAAGAUAGAUGAUCCUGUGUCUGGAGAGACGUUGCACAUCUACAAGGGGGGUUACUGGGAAGCUAAGGAGCAAGGGAACUGGGAUCUGUGCUCUGACAUCUUCUGAGCACAGCUGAACAAUUUCCCCACUGCGGUGUACAAAUGCCACGAUCGUUAGAGGGACCCCUUUUUCCUAUCACAUUAAUUGGGAAAUCCAGUUUGACAUCAGCCUAGCCCGUCUUCUGACCAACCUCCUUCAGCCCCUCAGUUCAGCAGGAUCAAGGUCAGCUGGACUUCGCGUUCAAGUACACCUGAUUACCUGUGUGGCAUUGUAGUCACCCUGCAGCUGGUUGGUGUUCCUCUCACUGCCUCUCAAACCCUGAAGUUUAGCUUGGUUUUGGUCCACAGCUUCUUCCCAGUCCAGGGUUUUCUGAUCCAGCCUUGAGGUUGCAGUUUGCAACAGCUCUUUCUGGAAAUGUCAUUCUGCAUUUUCUUUGGAUGUGCUAUUGUUGGAAGGGUUAUUGACCCAAAUGGUCCCUUUCGAUAUGGAAGGCUUGCUCUGAUAGGUUGAGGUACUACCUAACGUGAUUAAUGUAUGUUUUUCUGGCACAUUCCUGUUUGUUUUCCAAAUACUCCAAAGCCUCCUCAGCACAAAACCACAGCAAGUCAAAGUUAAAUCACAUCCUUUUGAAAUUCCCACAGUAAUAUCCACGUUACCAUUUUCAGGCCACAAGUUUAGCUUUUGUCAUUUUGGAGAUAAAUGAACAUACAUUCGAUACAGAGAUACAGAGCCAGACUGAUAUAGGAUUUUUAAGACUAAUAUACUGUCCUACAUUUGACACAGUGACCUUUUAAUUUUCUUUUUGGGCACAUAAACACACUUUCUUAACAUUUGUUACAUGUAUUUAUUUAUCUACUCGUUUACGCUCUGCCUGACUCUGCUCAGAGCACCUGGUUGUGUUUCAAACACAGUGUAGCCAACAGGGAAGUGGACAAAGCGUAACAUCAACAAUCAGAAUGUCCCUUACGUUUCUGCGCUCCGUUUUUCAUUCUCAUUUAUAGGUCAUUAUAAAUGCCAAUACUGAGAAAUCGGCAAAUAGCCGAUGUAUCAGUCGGCCUCUAAUGCAGAGUUUGCCUUUGAAUUUAUAGUGAUUUGUGGUGCUGCUUUAACCCCUGAAACAACAACUAUGGAGGUAUAAUAUAGUUAUAUACUAAGACUUUUUAAAAAUUAUUUGAACUUUCUAUUUUCCCCAUUCUAAUACUCCUCCUAUGCCCUGUAAAUACACAGCAAAGAUCUAGAAGUAUUUAUUAUAACUGUGCUGUCCCGCAUAUUGGUGGAGUUACUCAUAUAAAACCUGAAUAUGGCUUCAUACAUCAUUCAUUUCAUACUACAGGAGUAGUAGAGUACUACUGAAAUGGCAGUUACUGUUGCAGAGGCAUUUUUAGGUUGUCUGUGGUCAAUGGUCACAGUCACUUUUUUUUUUUUUUUUUUUGGCCUUUGCUCAAGAAUUGAAACAAAAGCUAUGACAUUUGCGUUUGUGACAUUUGCAUUAGGGAAAACUGCCCCACUUCUCAAAGUUGAUAAAUUUCAGAUGUAUUUUUCUAAUUUAGCUUUAAAAGUUUCACUCCUGGUUUCACAGUAGAUGUCGAGGCUAUCCACGUGAAUUUGUGACUAAAUUUAAAUCAGCAGAUCUGCACUCUGAGUCGUCACGGAACUGCGUGGAGUUUACUGCUAACUCGAGGAUUUGCAAACUGAGGGCAUUUGAAGCGAGUGGUUUGGCCUUUGUGGUUAACUUCAGACUUAGCGAUCAUAGCUUUAAUCUUGAUUACAAAUAUUUGUGUGCUGUGAAUGUAGAUUUUGUUUUUUGUUUUUUUUUAAAAUAGCAAUAAGAGUGCCUCUGCUCCUACAAGAGGCACAAACUGAAAUGCGGGGCUAGCGUUGAGCAAGAACACUAAAGCUGCACAAACCGAUUUUUGUCUCGGUCUUUGCUGUUGUUUGUCUCGAGGUGGAGGACUGUUCAAGUGAUAGAAAGUUUUAAUUAAUGUCAUAUUAAAGUGUACUUAAAAUAAACUAUGAACGAAGACGACAAAAACAGCGCUAGAAAAUGAUUUCUGUGUAAAUACACCAAAUAGUGAAAUAACUGUGAUCAUAAGUAGUUGUGUUGAUGAAGAAUAUAAAAAGAGUGAUGCACUUUUAAAGUUUUGUUUUGCGUUUUUUUGGGUUUCAUUAUCGUUGUUUACUCCAUAUGAACAUAGUUUCAUUUUCUGAAGCGAGGGCACCGUGUUACAACAUGUAGCUCUUUAGCAACCAAGUUAGCUUUCAGUUUGAAAUAUUCGUCUUUACUUGUUUGCUGCCACCUUCAUCUUCAUCGAGGCUCUGCAAGCCAUUUAAAAACACUUCUUUAUAGAAUAGGUUUACAGAUUUGCGUCCUCUGUUGUUUUUAUUACAUGUAACAUUUCUGUUUCUGUGUUCGUUUGAAUUGUGUGGUUCUGUCAUUUCAUCUUUAUGUUUCUAGAUUUUUUUUUCUGUCUGUUUCCACCAGUUUCAUCACUUUGUUCUAGUGUUUUUUUCCUCCCUUUUUUCUGACUGUCCCUGUCUACAGUUGUCCAAAGCUCCAGAAAAUUGAACUCUAACUUAAUUCAGACUGAAUUUUAUUACUAAAUGGUCAGAUUUUGAUGUUGGCUAUUGAAAUAUUUGUGUGAGCUUGUUCUGGGAACUUUUCCUGAACCAUGUUCAAUAAAAUAUGAAAUGAAUUACAAUUCUGAGCAAACUUUUCACCUUUUUCUGUCCUUUUGAUGGAGUUUUUAGAAGGAUUGUUUUAGAGAUUGUGGCUGGAUUAAAGUCUGAAUUGAGAU